Drosophila eugracilis is the source of this 825-nucleotide messenger RNA. Its product is annotated as probable G-protein coupled receptor Mth-like 6. NCBI's taxonomy places the organism in Eukaryota, Metazoa, Arthropoda, Insecta, Diptera, Drosophilidae. Gene Ontology annotation, molecular function: G protein-coupled receptor activity. Bases 55 to 540 code for a protein of 161 amino acids. The transcript is spliced from 2 exons. The record is from RefSeq and is a predicted model, not a curated record.
UUUACAGAAAGCCACUCGAGUUUCGCUGUGGACGAAGAAGGUUCAUAGCUCAAAAUGGGAAUAAAAGUGUUUCUUAUUUUCAACCUUCUCUUGAGUUUUUCAAGUUCAAAAGCUGAUAUUCCAGACUGUAACUAUUACGAUACUGUGGACCUGUCACAUAUUGAAAAGCAGAAUGGUUCCUAUGUAUAUGAAGGCAGCGUAAUUCCUGCUAACCUAACAGGUGAGUAUGACUUCAAGAUGAUACCAUAUGGAGGAAGGCAACCACAGACGAAACAUCUGAGAGGAUGUCUUUGCCAAGAGAAGCCGUGCGUCCGGUUUUGCUGUCCUCGCAAAAAUAUGUUACCCAAUGGCGGAUGUAGUGAUGGUUUUAAGGAGGAACUUUCCCUAUCAAAUCCUUACCUAAAUGUAAGUCGGGGGGAUGGUUCUAUAGAGACUCAAUACAUCAACAACCAGACCAUAAUGAGGACCCAGUACUAUGAGUGCGACAAGGUGCUCGCCAUGAAGGCUGGCGAGUACUCGUUAUUCGAGGUUUGCCUUUGAAUCGCUAAUAGUGUUCCCUAAUAAUACUUCAGAUUUACAGAAUGGAACUAUAUACAUUAACUCAUCCAGUUUGUAUUUCAGUAAAGAGAAAUAUUGCUUUUAUCCCCAUUCUGACAUUCAAGAAAGUUUAUGGCUUGUUGUGCACCACUGCUCUGUAAAAUGGACAACAACGAUUCUAACUUUCUCGAUGAUUUCGCUUAUAUUAACCAUCCUUACCAGUGCCAUAUAUCUUUACGUAGAGCAGCUUCGGAACAUCCUUGGAAAAUGUCUUAUUAGUAGCUUUAU